ACAAUGAGUCAGGCUGGUGAAGAAAGUUCCAGUUCCAGUGACACAGAAUUGGAAAUUGAGACGGAGAAACCUAUCUAUGCUCUAGCUCCAACAGUUUAUAGUCAAGAUGAGAGAUCCACUGAUUUAACAGCAAGUCCUGCAUUUCAAUGUUUAGAUGAGCUAUUUUCUGCUGGAAAAAUCACAGGCACCAGAGUAGCUGAGCUGAAGGGAAAGUACACCCUACUGCAUAACGCUGUGAUAAGCUCACAGGAAUCUGAGAUCCAGCUGUUGCAGAAAGCCAAAUGUCUUAGUGUAGAACUGGAACAACAACAACAUGAACUGGAAAAAGCAGAACAGUUCCCUGAAGAAUCUUCAAGUGAAGUCUCCCGAAUAAGGCAACAACUUCUUAGCUGCCAAAAUGAAUACAAUGCUAUUAAAGAAAGAGAGUAUGAAAUUCAGUUCAAGAUGGAAUGUUUGCAGGAAGAAAAAAAGCUUCUUGAAAAUGAAUAUGAAAGAAUUCCUAAACAAAAGGAAAUAAAUAAGAAAAUUAAACAGCUGAAAGAAAACUGUGAUGAGCUCUGCAGAGAAGUAAUCCAAAGGAAAGGAGAAAUUAUUGGAAUAAAGGAAGACAUUUCAUCCAAGCAAAAGUUAAUAGUACUAGAUAAGAAGGAAAUGGAAAAGCUUCUGGAGAAGCAGGCUAAGUUAAAAGAUGAGCUAGUUAAGAUCCUGGGUGUUCCAGUGCAACUUGGAAAAGAAACUGAGAAGAUGAAUCAUAAAAAAAUCGAUGCAGAGAAGAAGAAAGAAGUCCUUAAUGACCAAAUAGAAGAGCUAAAUGGGGUCCUGAAAGCAGCUCGAAAAAGGACUGAAGAGAUUUUGCAAGAAAGAGAAGAUGUCAUGAAGGAAUUGAAUGAGAAACUAAUUUUGCUAGAAAGCAAAGAACAAGAGUGCAUUACUUUGACAAAAUUACUAGACAUUAACAAAGAGAAGGAAUCAUCAGUCCUAUCAGACAGAGAAGCUCUGGAAGAAAAUUUAAAUAAAUGUGUCUUGGAGAAAAAAAUUCAACGUGAUAUUCUGAGUCACAUGCAAAGACAGAAAGACAGAGAACUGAGGAAUUUAAAAAAGCUGGAAUUGCAACUGAAUAUGAUUUAUGAUUCCUUGAAACAAGAUAAGCCACAGCAUAAAAGACUCAAACUAGAGGCAGAAGCUAUCCCUAAAAGUAAUCAAGUAUUAUUAGAAAGACGACAAGAGCUGCAGAAGGAAAUUGAAAUGACCAAGAGAAAUUUAGCUAAACAGGAAAUUACGUCAGAUAUAGAUGCCCACAUGUUAGAAGAAUGUAUUGCUGCAGAAGGCCGGCUUUUCAAAGAGCAGGAGAAAUGCAGAAAUGAGUUAUCCAGACUUGUACAUCUGACAUGGCUCAAACUUGAAGAGAGGGAGCAGAAGUCAAGGAAUGUUCAGAAAGCCAAGAUACAACUCCAAAAUAUUAUUAAAGAAAGAAAAAGAAAAGAUCUUGAAAUAAGAGAGUAUAAAAGGAGGAAAAGAGAAAUCAAAAAACAACUCCAAGGAUUUGCUAAAAUGUAUGAUGCUAUCGAAAAUGAAAGGAAUAAAUGUAUAAAUUUGGUGCAUGUUGCUCAGCAGAAGGCAAGUGAAAUUAAAAAACGGGUAAAAUUGCUAGGAAAUGAAAUAGAAAAUUUAAGGAAUACUCUUAUAACCAAGGAAAGAAAAUUGCAGAAACAACAUCUGAAGAAUAGAAAUAAUGUAGCAAUUACAGACAGUCUCAGAAAUGAUUGCUGCAAAAUUGUACAGAUCAUGCAAGAGAUGAAAGAAAAGAAAAAGCAACAUUGUCUGGAUCUUGAGAGACUUACCACCAUGGUCACCCACAUCGAGGAGGAAAUGGGGCAGCUACACAAAAAAUAUGAAAGGGCUGUUCAGCAACAAACCGAGAGUGGUCUUCUGCUCAGGGAUCGGGAAGAGGAACUCUGCAUUUUGUAUGAAAAGAUAAACAUGCAAGAGAUGUUGUGUAGAAAUGGAGACAUUGAGAUGCAAGUUAUGGAUGAGAAGAUCAGAUUUUUGAAGCUGAAUGUUGCUGAGAAAAAGAGACAAAUUAACUUGUGGUUCAAAAUGCUCCCAGUGAAGAAGUCCCUGGAUGCACAGCUGGUGGUGCUUCAGAUACAGUAUGCCCAGUGCAAGGACAGGAUUAAACAGAUGGAGGAGAUCUUUGCUGAUCCCACAAAUGAGCGUAGAAAGCGAGACUUGGGAGGGAAGGACCCAUCUCCACCUGAGCUGCUAAAAAAGAUUGAGCAGCUAAAGGUGGAGCUGGUGCAGAAGGAGGAGAAGCUGCUGGAGAUAGAUUUGCUGUACGAGCACGUGUCGCGGCUGACAGACAGGAUCAGCGCCACGGCAGAGAGCGGGAGGCACAACACGCUGCUGUUAGCCAAAAGGACAAACGAGCUGCAGAAGAAGAUAAAGGAUAGAACCCAGAAGAUGAUGGCUCUUAUUGCAGAGCUAUCCAUGAGGCAAGCACUUGCCAUUAAACUCCAGCACGAAAUGAGAGACAAAGAACAUUUUUUGAUGAUUGUUUCAUCAAGGAUGGAUCAAGGCCUUCCCCUUCCCCAAGAAAUAGAAAGUGAAUGGUUGAAGAUCUUGCGCAACGAGAAGAUGCGACGAGAAGCAGCUGAAGCCAGAGCUAGACGCGCUGCAGAGGAGGCGGCAGCUGCAGCAGCCGGCGGGGUGUGCUCGGCGGCCCAGUGGCGCCCGACCGCGUACAUCCCUGACGACGACUACAGCCUCCCGCUGCCGCGGCCCUACGGCGCCCUGGCCCCUUUCAAACCACCUGAGCCCAGCUCACACAUGAGACAUUACCGAAAACCCAUCACAAAGCCAAUUGAAAUCUGA
Molecule: messenger RNA, 2871 nt
Organism: Colius striatus (speckled mousebird)
Lineage: Eukaryota; Metazoa; Chordata; Aves; Coliiformes; Coliidae
Gene: CCDC146
Product: coiled-coil domain containing 146
Exons: 18
Coding region: 4-2871 (955 amino acids)
Cellular component (GO): cytoskeleton
Source: RefSeq, a predicted model, not a curated record